AUGUCAGCAGAUCUAUCGGAGUCAUUCUACGGCUAUCCGCUUCCAGAAAACCUUCUUGAUUACAGAUCCUCGGAAUCCAGAACUCGUCUCUGUCGUACUCUGCAAACUGGUUAUGCUGUUCCGUUUCUAACUCUUUCAUCGUGCUAUAAUACUCAAUCACAACUGACGUACUGUGGGCUCGAUACGUUAGCCAUUAUUUUGAACUCCUUGCAGAUAGAUCCUCGACGUCGGUGGAAAACAAUAACAGGAUGGUAUACAGAUGAACUGUUAGACAGGUGUGUUUAUAAAGACGGUCUGAAAGAGCCUGGAACUACUUUAGAAGAGUUUGUUUACUUGGCAGAAUGUAGUGGGGCUCUCGCAACUCUCGUGAGACCAGACGACUCGUUAGUACAAUUCGAGAAAUUUGUUCAAAGCCUUGAGAGAGUGUGCACUGGAGGCGAACAGCCCAGCGAUCAGAAUUGCAACGACGAAAUUCCAAAAGAGUUAAUGGCGAUAUCAUAUUCGAGGGAGGCUGUCGGACAAUUCGGAGGUGGUCACUAUAGUCCCGUUGCUGCACUGGACAGAGAAACAAACUCUGUAUUGAUGCUAGAUACAGCAAGAUACAAGUAUCCGCCACAUUGGAUUCCCGUUGAGCUGAUAUUUCAAGCGAUGUUGCCAAUAGACAUUGUUACAGGCAAGAGUCGAGGGUACAUUGUCUUAGAGGCUCAAGAAGAAUAG
Messenger RNA from Orbicella faveolata, 717 nucleotides. RefSeq lists its product as uncharacterized. NCBI's taxonomy places the organism in Eukaryota, Metazoa, Cnidaria, Anthozoa, Scleractinia, Merulinidae. The record is from RefSeq and is a predicted model, not a curated record.